GUGAGUCUUUGGGCUUGAGGGCACACGAUUGAUCAUACGCGGAAAAUAUGUAGGCAGGGUCUUCACGGAACAUGUAGGCAGGGUUUCUAGCCGAGUGCGGUAGCCCGUUUCUACUUCCCAUUAGAAAUACUUAGCUACUACUACGCCCAAAGGAAAACGCAAAGACCAUAUCGAUAUCAAAAGGAUGGCUGAAACAAAACCGAAAAAGUGUUGUUGCUUCUUGUUGCGGAAAGGCGCUUCGUCGGGCGUGCCUGGAGUUAAGAACUCUGUCUAGUUUUUUACUUUCCUAGGUAGGUUUCUUGAUCAAUGUCAAGGACAUGAAAUCUAUUUGAUGAUAUCAUGUUAAGCUUCUCCGAUCAUGAAGGUUGUUGUUGUUGUUGUUGUUGUUUACUAUCUACCAUGAUGACCUUGUUUUUAUGGUCCUCCAACUUCGAUAGAAAGCAUCAACACGACCUGCUCUAAGAAUCCUGCUAAUGGUACAAGCGACUGCCACGACCUCCAUGCUCAUCAACAGAAAAUUGAGCAACAGCAUCAAAGUAGCCGACAACUACAGCAAAAGAAAGCGUCGUCGUCGUGCUUGCGUAGAAGUACGAAGUCGAAUAGAGCAGGUAAGAAAUCAAUCAGGACAAGUCUACGCCUGCGCCAAGAACAAAAUGACGGGAGAAGAACAAGCGGAAACAGACCACGAGGUGGGAGGAAUGAUGCAGAAGUUGAAAAUUAUGAUUGCUUUCGUCCUCAAGAUUAAUUACAUGAAGUCAGUGGCCUCAGAGACUUGAUGUUGGAAGUCCUCACUACAUUUUCACUCCAUAGAAAUACUGGUCUUAGAAAGUCCUAGGCUCAUCUUAUUACAUGAAGUCAGCUCGUCUUCAAUAGGUGGACCUAGUACCAUCGGAUUUCCUGACCAGUAAAUCUUCGUGUUGGUGUUGCAACAUGAUUUCAUCAUCUUCAUUUUUCACCUCAUCUAAGUCCGCAUCAUGGAAGAUUCUCUUGCCUUAGCUAAGCGUCAAGUGCGACGUGCGAACGGGCAAGAAACCAGCUCUGGUGAUGACACUGAUGCGUCAUCUCCAGUCUUGAAUCUACCAAGAUACAGUCGUGGAGGGGACGACUUCUCGGGUCCUUUAUUACGUAAUACAACCACUUCCAGUUCCAAUGGAUAUCAUGGAAGAGGUGGAGCGAGAGGUAGUAGCGGAGGUGGAGGAAGGGUCGGCGGUGGAGAUAGAGAAACCAAUCCUGCUACUGAUAUAUGUGGACGACAUCAAGAGAAUAUCUUAGCCUUGGCUUCUCGGUCAAGGUGUGCCGUACGAAGCCUGCGGGAGAACUGGGCUACACAAAUUUUCCUAGCAAGAACCAGUCACGGAGGGGAGGAAAAACUAUCGUUUUCCUUGGGGUUAUGAAAAUAAAUGAAAAUGGAUGAAUAUGAAAGAGUAUUAUAUAUAGAAAUGUUAACGAUAACGCACCAAGUUAUAUAUAGACCUCCUCCACGACUUAUUUCAUCCUCUGCGAAGAUGUAGUCUUCAGUUUCAAAAGUACCAACCUUCCUCUCCUCUGCGAUGUAGUCUUCAGUUUCAACAGUACCAACCUUCCUCUCCUCUGCGAUGUAGUCUUCAGUUUCAACAGUACCAACCUUCCUCUCCUCUGCGAUGUAGUCUUCAGUUUCAACAGUACCAACCUUCCUCUCCUCUGCGAUGUAGUCUUCAGUUUCAACAGUACUAACCUUCCUCCUUUCUCUUCCUCCCACCUUCAUUCCCUUUUUCGCUUCACGAGCCACGAAACCAGCGUUACAUUGAACAGUGGCGCCACUCGGCAAAUCGUGUGCAAGAACAUGUGAUUCAGGAAGCAGAGGCGCAUGACAUGUUCAACGCGACGAACAUGGACGACGACGAUGUCACAACUGUCUCGUCGGAAGGCACGACUGAAUCAAUGACGGAAGACCACGAGGAUGGGGAAUUGUUCAUCUCGUUGAAAAAGAAUAAGCCAACGCCGAACUACAAGAUGCUCGGAGGUGGACAAGGACCUAACACUAACGCCAAGCCCCCUACAACGGCGUCUUUGUCGUGUUUCCUGGUCCUUCGCAUAGACGAAAAGCGAUUUGCACUGAUUAGCUGGACCCCUGUACAGAGUCCGUUCGAGGAACAACAGCAAAUCACGCAUCCCAGGAUACAUCAUAUAGUGACGCAGUUGUUGCACCACAUCUCCGAUAGUACGACAAGAACGCCACACGGCUGUGCUGGUGCGUUGCCAUCGUCGGUAUUAUCUAGUAAUCAGUAUGUAGUAUUAGUAAAUAAUUUUUCUGCCUAAUAUCUGGUGCUGGAGUAUCUCCAUCAAUCUCGCAGAACCUAUGUAUGUUCACUUUGCUCUUAAUCUUCUUGCACGACUGACCAGCAUCUCAAAGAACUCAAUUAUUCCAGGUACUAGAGCAACAAGUACAGAAGCCAGGUUCGAACGGACAUCAACAGAACACUUCAGAUUCGUCAGAAGCAAGAAGUAGUGUUACGGUUUUGCGAGUGAUGUGGAAGAUUUGCAAAGUAGUAGUUCUUCACAGCGUGCAGUUUUUUUCGAAAUGAAAAUGAUCUUCCAUGCAUUUCCAGUACAGCGUCUGUCUUGCUGCAGUAACUUUGAAAAGAAAGAAGAAGUCGGAUCGUUCUAUUGAUAGAAGAUUGUCAAGUGCAUUCAUUGUACAACGAACUUGUCGGACUGCACUUCGCCCUGCCCCAUGCUAUGAUAUCCGCUCCCAGCUCUAAACCACAAAGCGAUGAACAACAAACCAGCACUGGCGGUCGUGGAUCCAGACGUAGGAGUAAGGAUAGACGUCAGGAUAGAGACUCGCAGAUCCGACGGAGGUCAAGAAAGAGCAGUAUUCUAGCAGUCGAUCCGGUGAUCCCCAUAGAUCGGAAUUUUACGGACUCGGACCACGAAUGUUGAGCUUCAAAAUAAACUUCUACCCCUACGGAUUUUUUUGAAGGGGUAGAAGUUCAUUUAGACUUAAGGGAUGGGGAAGUUUAUUUUAGACUUUAUUUUUGUGGUACUAGUACUACAAAGACUUACAGUAAAAAAGGACUUAAAGUCAGAUGAAGCAUGUCGUGCUGAAGAAGAUUUUUGAGCCGAUGUAGAAAAGAAGUCCGAUUUAUUUCCCCCUACGGCAUACUACUUUCUCUAAGCUCUGUUGUUUCGCUGACGAUUUAGCAGAUACGCUUACAGAAAUCAUAGACUUUGUCCAGGAAGAACAGCGAGAAAAGCGAGAACGGCGCGCGGCUAAUAUUAGGGCUGGAGACCGUCCUCGCCGUGGAGACGAUGCGACAACCGGACGGCGUGUUAAAGCUAAACUAUCACGCAGCACUCACGACAAGAAGUCGAGCGACGUUCUUAGUAUCAUCCCGACAUCUAGUACAGGUACCACUACGUAUAAUGAUAAAAAGAUGUCGAACAAUGGCACUCUUACUACUACUUCUACACCUUCUUCUAGUAAGACGACGAAGUCCCUUGUCUCUACUGCAAGCCUCAGUACAACGACUGCAGGUGGUGGCUCUAGUAGUAGUACAGCAACAUCAAAACACAAGAACAAGAGUAUCACUGGAGGUCGUGGUACCAAUCUCGUCUGCGCUUCUUCUUCUGGAGAAUCUACUUCAGAAUCGGACGGAAAGAAGAGAAGUUGUAAGCGAAGCUCUCGAAGCUCACAGCUUAGUGCCUCAUCACUAGCUUCCUCUGGGAUCUUUGGCCUGGUUUGAUUUACGUGCCAGGUACAACUACCGGCAAGGCUGAGGGGCUUAAUCUUAAAUGAUUUGAUGGAAAAAGAUGCUCGUUAUUAUACAUAUUAGUCUUUACGAAUUCGAAUAUUCGUGAGCAAACUCACAUAUUAUGGGCAACUUGUUAAGUAAAAAAUUAUGUUUUCACACAUUGGUAAAUGGUAAAGGUACUACUGGUAUAGAUAUUAUUAUUUUUUACGCAAAUACAACCCUUUUAAGCACCUUGUUGAGUCGGUUCAUCAAUAAUUCAUCAUCAUCUUCAUGUAACCUCACCAUCUGACUAACUGCUUGUUGUAGUACAUAACAUAUUCAAAGAAAGCUACUUUACCUGUUUCGAAUGAUCCCGCAUGAGCAUGUAAUGGAGAAGCAGAUGUAAAUUGAUUCCUGUUGUGAUUUUCUUUUUCACUGCGCUAUAUUGAUGUCGCUCUAGGUUGUACUUUGUGUUGUUGUUGUUGUUGUUGUAGAAACUCGAUGCACGACCAGUGCGUACCAGCACAAUACACCACUUCUACCAUGCACUUGAUUUUGAUUAAUUAACAGCAUAGCGCCGAAGCCGAUUGAAGAGAAUGAGAAAGAGUACCACUAUUUUUACUAAAGUAGUUGCAUAGUGAAGGUGGGCAAGAAGGUCAACAUGAUUUAGGUUCUACCAUUUAAAAAGCAUGUAGUCGUUGUAGUUCUCCUUGGCGACGUAGCAUCCACAUAGUACAACAGAUUAUAUCACAACUACUUCAUCUCGUCGCAACGAACUGCUUAUUUAUAUUUUGUUCACGAUGACUAUCUUCACACACACACACACACGCACACACACACACGCACACACACGCGCACGCCCGUGAUCCGACUCUCAUCAUUCUCAGCACAUCCAAUUUGAAAAUACACACAGAAUAUUGGUUCUGCUCUCUGCUAGGUAGACGACGACACCAAUAAAGGUAUGUCUUUCGACUGACUGCUCUUCUGAUUGUUUCCUGAGAUUCAGCGUCG
Messenger RNA from Amoebophrya sp. A25, 4724 nucleotides. NCBI's taxonomy places the organism in Eukaryota, Dinophyceae, Syndiniales, Amoebophryaceae. The record is from the annotation of a GenBank genome assembly.